This is a messenger RNA of Egretta garzetta (little egret), 4339 nucleotides long. It is a transcript of the gene NSUN6, whose product is annotated as NOP2/Sun RNA methyltransferase 6. NCBI's taxonomy places the organism in Eukaryota, Metazoa, Chordata, Aves, Pelecaniformes, Ardeidae. Gene Ontology annotation, molecular function: methyltransferase activity; RNA binding. Gene Ontology annotation, biological process: RNA methylation. The record is from RefSeq and is a predicted model, not a curated record. The transcript is spliced from 11 exons. Bases 618 to 2027 code for a protein of 469 amino acids.
AGGCAUGCACAUACCUCCCCGUUAAGAAGCUUGGACAAUUUGAACUAUGGAGGAAACCUAAGAAGUUAAGCUUGAGAAAAAGAAACCUGGCAGGGAAAAAUUAGAUUAUCUCUAAAAAUGAACAGAUAUGAUGAUAUAAUAGAACAGGAAUUUCAAAGAUGGGACUUAGAAGAGUCAAAGCUAAAUUCUGUGAGGAGCCUUUGUGAGUGAAUUCUAGGACUAAACAGCAAGUUCUCCCUAAGGAUAGCUAGGGGAACUUUUAACAGGACAGGAUUUAUAGGUGGAGAUGCUUUCUUCACAUUUCAAACACUGAUACAGUAGCUUUGGAAGGUAUGGCUGGGAAGGACAUGAUGGCAAGGAAACCAGUAGCCUCAUUGUAAGGUGAUUGCACAUGCUAAACAUGUUAAUGAACACAUUCUGAAAUGUGAUUAACAGUAGUGUUACUGUCAUAUCCUGACCAAUAUUUGGAAUUUCAAGUACAGUAAAACUGCAUUAUUAAAACAGAAGAAUCAGAAACUGCAGCUUAGUUUGUGGGUACUAGAAUAUGAUAAAAAACGCUAAGAAAAUAUUUUGCUUAUUUCAGUUCUUUACCAGCAGAUUUUAAAAACUAAAGAAAGAUGUCUUUCUUCCCCAAAAUCUCUUUCCAAUGUGAAGUUGAAGAGUAUCUCACCAAAGUGUUCAGAAAUAAUGAGCUUAUCACUGCUUUAGGCACACAGGAGGCAGAGAGUAAAUAUCAAUCUCUGUUAAGUCGUCUAUCCCAUCCACCAGGUUUCACAACUGUUAGAGUGAAUACCCACUUGAUCUCAGUGAAACACGUGAAAAAAUUGCUGUUUGAAGAGAUCCAGAAGCAAUUUAAAGGACUAUGCGUUCCAGUUCUUGAGCACCCGAAACUCCAGGACAUCUUAUUAAUUCCUGUCAUUGGACCCAGGCGAGAUUUAAAAAAACAUGCAUCUGAAGUCAUUGUUGGACCCCACUGUGGAUAUGCAGUACUUCGAGGAGCACAUGUUUAUGUUCCUGGAAUCAUAUCUACCUCAAGAUUUAUGAAAGCUGGAGAUCUGGUCUCAGUGUAUUCAGAUAUUGAAGGGAAAUGUAAAAGAGGAGCCAAAGAAUUUGAAGGAGUCAAAGUUUUCCUUGGAAAUGGGAUUUCAGAACUGAGUCGCAGUGAAAUCUUUAGUUCAAGUGGCCCAUUGAAUGGAAUGGGCAUAAGAAUGAUAGAGCCAGUCUACCUUAGUCCUUCGUUUGACAAUGUGCUCCCUAGUCAUUUGUUUUUACAGAACUUGCCUUCUGUGGUUGUGAGCCAUGUUUUAAACCCUCAACCAGGAGAGAGAAUUCUGGAUAUGUGUGCUGCACCUGGAGGAAAAACAACCCACCUUGCAACACUAAUGCAUGACCAGGGUGAAGUAAUAGCCAUGGACAAGAUAGCUAACAAGGUCAAAAAAAUUAAGCAGAAUGCCGAAUUGCUACAGCUGAAUUGCAUCAAGGCCUUUUGCUAUGAUGGAACAAAGGCACUUUCAGUUGAGAAGAGAGAGAAUGAACAAGAAGGACCUCCAUUCUUACCAGAGUCAUUUGAUCGGAUUCUUCUUGAUGCUCCAUGUAGUGGGAUGGGACAGAGACCAAACAUGGCUUAUUCCUCGACUUUAAAGGAAGUGACCUCUUAUCAGCCACUACAGCGGAAGCUUUUCACUGUGGCAGUGAAAUUGCUGAAGUUAGGAGGUAUUUUGGUAUACAGUACAUGUACAAUUACACUCUCUGAAAAUGAGGAACAAGUUGCUUGGGCUCUGAAAUCUUUUCCAUGCCUCCAGCUUCAGCCACAGGAACCUCACAUUGGAGGAGAAGGCAUGAGGGGAGCUGGACUGUCGCUUGAUCAGUUGAAGCUGCUGCAGAGAUUUGAUCCUUCUGCUGUGACAUUGCAAGGAAUGGAUAUUAAUUCUUUGCAAGAUUCCAGGGAAGAUGAUCUGAUUUCACUGGCAAAUAAGGACUGUAUAGGAUUUUUCAUUGCAAAAUUUAUUAAAUCGACCAGUAAGUAAGCAUUUAGGAAUGCAACCUGAAAAAAUACCUCUGUGAAUCUAAGAACAGUCGAGAUGUGAAGUGUGUUUCUUACUGCUGCGAUGUUGCCAAGCCAACGGGGUGACGGCAUGGUUUCUAUGGCAGCAAUAAAAUCUGCCAGCUGUUCUGCUGGGGAAGAGCCACAGGUUGCAGAAAGAAAGUCAUGGUUGGGGGAAGGGUAGUAUCAUUUCUGAGUCUCCAUUUGCUUUUGUAUUUACAACAGGUCAGUGCACGAACAACAGGCAUGUUCACUGGCUGGCUGUUCUAUCUUUCCCCAUGCGAGUCGCUUAUCUAGUGCAGCAAGCGCAGGAACAGGGUUUCUCUGGGAGGGGAAGCAAGCUACUUUAUGAAAUGCAAAGAUAAAGAAAAUAGGUAGGACCUAUUACCGUGAAUUUUGGGGAAGGUCGUUUCUAUGGAUGCUCACCACCACUUAAUGCUUCAUUAAAUAGUGCUUCACAAAACACUGUAACAUUUUACAAAGAAGUGUUUUAUAAAUUGAUACUUAGAACCUCAUUUCUCUUUUAUUUUAAUACAAGCAAGAUUCUCUGUACACAUAGUAUAUACACAAAAUACGAUUAGGCUUUUUAGCAUGUCUUUUAUAGCAGCAUGAAUAUAUUAAACCAUCUCACUCUGGGAAUGUAAAUAAAUAUUGUUUCAACAUCAAACUUCCCAUGCAUAAACUGUAUUGGUUCUGAAAGAGCCUAUUGGACUGGCUGACAAGUGACAAUUUAAAAAUCAAACAUUUGCAACAGAAGGGGCUACAGUUGUGAUUAAUAUAUCAAAAAACAGAAAACAAUGCAUAAUACCAUCUGAAAUGUUGCAAAUCACCUUUCAAACAACUAAGAAUAUUAACUCUUUAUUGGUUAGAAAGCAUCACCAGCUAAAAUCAUAUGAAAGUUGAAACUGGGGAAGCAUGCUAAUGAGAACUGCCUUACUGCACUGCUCAGAGUUUUAAUAAUCUAAAUUUCUUAAAGGUGUUAGAUGUCUUUGUAAAGUCUGCUUCAGUUCCAGAGAUGUUCUCCCUUUGAAUGAUAUUCUCUGUUCUCAGUACUGCUGGAACUGACAAUAGCACUAAAAUUAGAGGGAAAGGUAAAUACAAUUCAAAAAUGUAAACUGACAUGUAUGUGUGUUUGGGGUUUUCUUUUUCUCUCACUCAUCAAUUUCCAGUUUUUUAAAAGCAUUAUCUGAAAAAUGUCUGUCUUUUCACACAUCACUAUUUGGUUGGAUUAAAAAGAGAGAUACUUUUUUUAUAAUUUGUCUUUAUACUGUCAGAAGUGCUUUUGCAUUUGCUCACAAGCAAAACAACUUAUACAAUUCUGUUUCUCAGUAGUCUGGUUGUUUGCUUAUAUUUGUUAUAGAGGUUUUGAUACCGUAUGUUUUGUACUGUCCUUAAAUAAAACAAAUAUCCCUGCUUCUGUUCUGCCAGGAUUGACUGGUACAUCCUCUGUAAGGCCCAUCGUAGCCGGAUAGGAGGAUGGAAUUCUUGUCUACUACUUCUCUACUUUUGUUGGUCACUCCUUGCCAUUAACCAUGACACGUCUAAACAAGAUUUAAAGUCGUUUUGUUUCCUCAGUAGUAGGCAAGAUAUCCUAUUUAGAAUCAUAAAAGCUCAUUCUAUAAAUUACUGUCCUUUUACUCUAAAUAUGGCUAAAAUAAUUACUUGGUAACAAAAGGGAUUAGUCUUUUAUUGUAAGUACAUGUUGAAAUCUUUAACUCAGUGCUAGUAAAAAAGCGUUUUAUUUUUGCAGAGUAUAUAAAUUCUGUAAACAUUAAUCAGCACACAGACUAUAUACUGAAAUUUGUGUACGCAUAUAAAGUACGGAACUUUGCCUCCAGUUUCAGUAGCAGGAUUUGUGCAAUGAUGAAUUUGAAAGAAUUAAGGUUGCUGAAUUUUUAGUGGAAGAUUUGCUGAGACUUUCCCAGAUGUCUUUGGUUUUGAUAACGAGGCUUUUCAAGAAGGUCAUCUCGCUUGGUUUUAUAUGUGAAAUUUCUUUGUGGGGGGGGAAGAAAACCUGACUUGUAUUUGAUUCCAGUGUAACUAACUAACUGCAGACCAGACUUCACCCGAAAAAAGUUACUGAUAUCUGAACUUUAACUACUGCUAUCUGAACUUUAACUACUAGAGCUGUUUCUGCAAAAGUCAACUGCUAGACUUAAAAGAACACUUAGGAUAUUAAAGGGAUAAACCUCAGCUCUUUCCCCUAGGUCCCUCUCUCUGUUGGUAACUGGGGAGCAGGAGAGGGGAGAAACUUCUUCAUCAGGCAGUUCAGAACAGAAACUGAAUUAAGGUGCU